CAGCCGUUGCAGCCAUCUUUGUUAUGGACAUGCAGACGAUAUGUUUUAUGAAAAUAUAUGCACAUAUUAUUAUAUGAUGACACAACUGUUGUUAACGUAAUCUGACGUAGGGAAAUGUAAGCCGAAUGCAACAAAAAGGUGACGGAUAACGAAACCUGAAACAGGGAAAGGUGGACGUAAACCUUUCAUUUCCACAUCUCAUCUAUGAAUUUGGUCGCGCACAAUCAUCAGGCAUGUGAAUGUGGUUAUCAACGUGUGAAAAUCGAUCUUCAUUACAAAGAUAGUAAUUAGUGAUGCAGCCAAAUAUUUUAUGAUGUGCCUGGUUAGCAGAUUAGCUAUAAACAGAUUGCCUCCGGCCAGUAUGACGUAAUACUCGCCUUUAAACUUAUCUUCAUGUAUAUCUAUUUUUUUUUAUAAAUAGAAUAACAUGAAAGUAUCCAAAGUUUGCCAUGGUAUAAAAUACAUAAUGCUCAUUCAUGAAUGACCAAAUACUCUCAUAAUAUAUUGUCAAAUUAUUAUUAAUCGCCCGAGUUGUUUUUGUUUCUUAAUUUUGUUAUCUUAUUUAAUUUAUUAUUUUACCAAAAGCAUAAUGAAAAGGUUUCCUUUUUACCCAUUUUCACCAAUAAGUGUUCUGAUUGAUUAUUUUUAAAAAUGUAUCAUUUGCGAUAAACUAUACCCGCAGUCAUUGUAUCAUUACCAUGGUGAAAUUAAAAACGCCCCUACCUACAAGAGAGGAAUUAUUUCAUUUACAAACUAUAUUCAAAGAAUAUUUUGUCUCGGAAUUUCUUAAAAAGAAGCGGAAAUAUGAGAAUCGAAUGCAAACAGUGUUUUCAUAUAGUAACGAUUUAGAUUCUAGUUUGGAUUUUUUAGCGUUAGGACAGACAAAAGGGGAAAUAACUCUAGCAGCACUAAGGAAAUUAAGAUUUUCGAGCGUCCACAAAAACCUUCCUCAUCUGUUUAGAUUUGUGUAUGAUAUUGUAAAGUGUUACAAAGCAGCAAGAAUUAUGCAUAAACUAGAGGGAAUACCAGAUGAUGAUAUCGAAGAAACUUUAAAAGAAAUAGCCAGAGAGCUGGCUAUAUCUUACGAGUAUCAAAUCGCCAUGUUAUCCAAAACCAUGGACAUUACACAUUUAGCAAAGUACGCAGUCGUGUGCACAAUAGAGAUUUUGAAAGAGAAAGACGGUAUUUUUAGUUAUUCUGAAAUAAUUAAAGGUAUCGUCGACCAUACGGAGGUCUUCAAAGAGCAGGAGUUAGAAGUGGCAACUCGCAUGGUUUCUAGUGGAAUCACUGUCAAAUGGAAAAUCUCGGACAUAUUUCUGUUGCCUGGGUUACGAGUACCGGUGCAAGAUACACGACCACCAGAAAAUUGCACAGGUACCGAUGAAACGUCUCCUUUAUUACCGUAUUAUAAGCUUAGCGUCGAAGAUGCUCAAAAAUAUCAUAGUCUCAUCUCGUAUCAUUUUCCAUGUGGACCAACCGUAAAGGAACUGAAAAAAGCAAAAAUGAACAAAAGGAAAGAAGAAAAGGAAGAUUUUCCAGUUAAGGAGAUUGUAGUAGCCGAAGACACCGCAUUUGGAGAAGUGUGUGAGUACGUCAACAUGUGUAAUGUAACGUUUCGUUUUUUCUGUUGUUUUUCACCUUAUGGAUGUGCUUGUGAUUUUCAAUCGUACGGAUACAGAGCACCCAUUCAUAUAUGGAACUCAGAGAAGGGGAGAUACGAAAUGAUCGCGAGAGACGCAAUAACAACACAGCAUUAUGAUAAGUGUGAAGUUCCACUGGAUGUGGGCUUACAUCAGAGUUACAUACCAAAAACAGGUUGUCAACACAUGCUUGAACAUUCUGUUACGACUUAAUGUAGAGGGAAUAUUGACCCGUCUUUCCAAAACUUGAAAGGGUUAACUGGUCUUUACGCUAUGCGUUAAAAUCGCUAUUAAAUUGAGAAAUCGACCGUUCUAGUUUAUAAUUUGUCUCGCUGUCACAUAAAUAGCAAUUUGAAAACGCCCUCAGUCUGGGAUUUUCUGAAUGGGGGUGAUUAGUUUUCACUAUCUUCAGGAAAUCUAUUGAAAACGAACGCAUUCUUGAACGUAACAUUUUUUUUACCUCUUUUUUACGAUCUUUCCCCGAAAAAAAUCACGACAAACUAUUUAAAAACCUUUGCUUCCCGACAAAGAGAUAUGAGAAAAGAAAGAAGCCCCAUCGGACCCAGCCAUGAGCCAUAUAAAUUGAUUUAUCUGCGAAUUUCCGUGCGUAUCGUCACUUGCAGUACGGACGAUGAUUCGCAUGGAAAGUUGCAGAGGUUGCAGUUUAUACUGCUCCGUUUAUACUGCAAUUCUGCGCGGGAAAUCAUCAUUCGUACUGAAAACUACGAUACGUGCGAAAAUACGCAGAUGGAAGUGGUGCAUUUAUGAUUUGACCAUGCCCGGCUACACAUACGUCACAUGUAUGGCUUUUGACCUCGCACACUGAUUGGCUAAUGAAAUUCGUUCACGCGAACGUUUCCGAAAUAUUUUCUGUGAGGGCAAUCUGCGGAUUGAAAUAGCAGUUAAGCAAUCAAAUGCGGUCGCUUCUGAGGUUGCGGUCGCGUUCGCGCUCAGUAUAAAUGAUCCUUUAAGUCUACGGCAAAGGUUAGUUGAUCUGUCAACAAUCACAGUUUAAAACUCGCCCGAUCCAACAUUGUAGGUUAGGUUAUGAAGAGACGGUUAAACAGUGUGUUCAACUGCAAAUUGAGAAACUUACUCCCUGAAGUUUUGGUGUUCAGUUUGUUUGGGAACUUGGUUCUUAUUAGCGAUAAUAUGAAAUUUGAAUCUCAUCAUAUAAACUAAGUGCUUCUGCAUAAGAACAAACGAACAACACCCUUAACAUUUUCAGUAUACAUGUAAUUCAUCAGUGGGGACUUUUAUGGAAAUGCUCAAUCGAACAUAUUUAUCGUAUAUAUACAUUGUCAUUAUUCUCGCUAGCCAAUUUUUACAACUUCAUAUAUAUAUUUUCAGUCUAGUCAUUAAUAUUCCUUUAUUUUAUUCAGCAAAUUGCUGCAGUUGUUGGUUUUUUUUUAUCGACUUCACGGUCAGGAUGUCCGUGUUUGCAUAUCAUAUCCAACUGUUUUCCAACAGGGACCAAAGGUUUUACACAUUGUGUUUUUUAAUAAAAUAUUUAUUGUAAUUGUUUGUUCUGUUGCUUUAUAUGUCUCUUUGAGUGGUUGUCAAUGGUUAUGUUAUUGUUAUUGACUUUUGUAUGAUAUUAGGUUGAUACUUUAAAAGGUUAUUAUUGUGUGUAUCGAAAUAUUGAAUUUCAUUAGAAUAUGUAAGUUACUCAUAAUAUGAAACAGAUAGCUUUGGAUAUCCAGAAAUUGAUUAAAUUUUGUGUGUUUUUUCUAAUGAAAUAAAGAACAAAAACAUCAAAUGAGCUAAAAACUAAUAAUUAACAACAUAUCUUUCUUUAUUCUUUGUGAACAUGAAUGAUAAUUGAUAUCAGAUAAUAUACAAAAUAUCACAACAGUCUUGUUUGGUAUCGAAGAUAUAAACAGUAAAUUAAAAGUUGUCGGUAGAGAUUCGUGUUUUAUCUUGUAUUAAAUUAUGUAUGUAUUGAUAAGUUUGAUAGGAAUAAAUGGUAUAAGACAUUCUAUUUAUAAUUUCAAAUCCCGACAAUAUUGUUCUGUUGUAUUAGAUGCAGUAAUAUAUCUUUGCGAAAGCAUGAAUAUCUCAAAAUACUUUGCAUUUUGUUUGAAUAAUGUCAUUCUGUUUUAAAGAAUGAAUUUUAAAUUAUAUAUUUUGAAUCAUAUUUUCUGUAAAGUUUUUUUUAUUUGGCGAUAUCACAGCAAAUUGAUUUUACAAAACACCCAAAUCAUUGGAAUUUAAAAGCUGUUAUAAAAUGUAUGUGGUUUUGUAUUAAAACAUAUCAGCUAUGGUAUUGUGUGUACAUGUACUUCCAAGGUUCAACCAUAAACAGCCACAGGUGCCAUAUUGCGUUGAAUGCCGUGUAUUUAUUUUUUUGCUCAUGUCAUUUAUGUUUUAUAAAUAAAACGAAAAUGGUCUA
This is a messenger RNA of Patella vulgata (common limpet), 4032 nucleotides long. RefSeq lists its product as uncharacterized. NCBI's taxonomy places the organism in Eukaryota, Metazoa, Mollusca, Gastropoda, Patellidae. The transcript is spliced from 3 exons. Bases 699 to 1853 code for a protein of 384 amino acids. The record is from RefSeq and is a predicted model, not a curated record.